Xenia sp. Carnegie-2017 is the source of this 1396-nucleotide messenger RNA. Its product is annotated as protein Wnt-2-like. Bases 165 to 1223 code for a protein of 352 amino acids. The transcript is spliced from 4 exons. Gene Ontology annotation, biological process: canonical Wnt signaling pathway; multicellular organism development; neuron differentiation. NCBI's taxonomy places the organism in Eukaryota, Metazoa, Cnidaria, Anthozoa, Malacalcyonacea, Xeniidae. Gene Ontology annotation, molecular function: cytokine activity; frizzled binding. Gene Ontology annotation, cellular component: extracellular region. The record is from RefSeq and is a predicted model, not a curated record.
UCUUUAGAGUACAAUUAUAUCGCCGUUUUUAACGCUUUAGCUGGUGUAGCUGCAAUUUUGUCAUCAUUUAUUUGACUACCAACCGGCAAUUACUUUUUCGACGAAAGAAACCGUAGCUAAUUUCGUUUUGUUUGUAGCCUUUUUGCCUCAAUCACAACUUGGAAAUGAUGGGAAAAUAUUUGGUGAUUUUGAUCGUUGUAUUGAGUCAUGAAGCACAAAACUCAAAGGAAAAUGAAAACGUUGGACUGUCCCAUGCAACAAUUAGGUAUUGCAAAAACAUGACCUGGAUGAAGAAAUAUCAGAGACAGUAUUGCUAUAGUUACCCCAAAAUGAUCGAUGUCAUCAAAGAAGGUGUGAACACAGCUUUGAGCAAAUGUAGAGAUCGGUUUCGCUCAGAAAGGUGGAACUGCACUCCUUUGAACUGGGAACAAGUCUUGAGUGGUGGAGGAUUGUUGAAAAAAGCCUCGGCAGAAACGGCGUAUGUCCAAGCGUUGACUGUGGCCAGCGUCAUGAUAACGAUUGCACGUGUCUGUAGACAAAAGUCGACUAAGUAUUGCGGUUGUGGCGUCCUGGGGCGAAGACAAAGCUCUGACCCGGCAAUAUUGGAAGGUUGUUCAUACGACGUCGACUUCGGUGAAUAUCUCGCCAAGAGCAUCAUGGGACCGAAUAACGGAAAGUCCCACAAGAAAAGGGCAAAGCAACAUAAUCAAAUGGUUGGUGUCAAGCUUGUGCGUAGAAGCGUGUAUCGGAAAUGCGAAUGCGUUUCAUUACUGGUGGAAAACUGCUGGCGAAAAAUAUGCAUUUGGAGUGUUCCCUUCACACUUGAGAAGAUCGAGAGGGAACUUUGGAGACUGUACGAGAAUCCCACGCGAACUCGUUGGAACAGGACAAGCCACGAACUGUAUCCGAAAGUGAAAUCUUCCACCCGCGUAAAAAAGAAAUGGCUAAAAGCUCGUAAAAGGAUCAAAGGAAAACUUGUAUAUUUUAAGCGAUCGGAAAAUUUUUGCAAACCAAACAACUCCCUAGGUAUUGUGGGAACGUUUGGUCGCACAUGCAAUAGUACCUCGCAAGGCCAAGACAAUUGCGAUAAUUUAUGCUGUGGGCGUUCUUUUGAGACUAAAGUGGGGUACACCAACGUUCCAUGUAAUUGUCGGUUCGUGUGGUGCUGUAAAGUCAAUUGUGAGACCUGCAAAGAAGAAAGAUCCAUUGAAACUUGUCUUUAGUUGUUGAUGCAAACGGAUACACAUAGUUGGAGUUGAAAUAAUGGCGAACACAAUGUUCGUUCUAUAGUUGCGUAUGUUACAUUUUAGUUGCAAUGUUUGCUAUUGUUUGAAUCUCGUUUCAGAGUUUCGCACAGCUUCUCGUGUAGAUUAAAUUUUGUAACUUUGCGUUUUCA